GACACACACACACACACACACACACACACUAGUACAUACUCAUACAUAGACAUACACACACACACACAUAUAUGAUUAUAUAGACUGAUAUAUAUUAUAUAGACGUCAACUAUGUUUUUGUGUAAGAGUCACCAGUCCCAAAUUGCCAGGAAUGCCAAUGUGUCCAGGUCCACCUCGGCUGUUUCUGUGUCCAACAGCAAAGUAGGCAAGAGUGCGCCACGGGUCGAAGGCAGUCUGCGGAUCCUGAACAUUCUGGAAUGUCCCAACGAUGUGUUGUGUUGCCAGUUCUCUGUUGAUGGAAGAAACCUGGCUGUGGGACUGAAGGAUGGAAUGAUUAAGAUAUACAACACCCAGUCCGGCCAGGCCAGGUACCAGCUUGCGGACAAGGACUGCCUCAUGUUGCACCUCCCCGUCACUCAGAUCCGCUUCAGGGCGCUUGAUACUGAACGGAGGAACGACUACAUGAACAUACUGAUUGCAUCAUAUGCUUCAGGAAUGGUGAAACUCUGGCACUACCCCACGGCUACCUGCGUUGCCACGAUUAGCGAGAAACGCCAGACUCUCUCCAUUGAAGUCAACCCCGACAGGUCAAAACUUCUGACGACAGGAUCCGAUGCCUUUAUCCAUGUUUACGACUUGGAAACGAGGAAACUGAUUAACACCUGUAAAGCCAGUGAUUCCCAGCAGUUGAUGGAUGGCCACAAAUUCCGUGUGUUUGCAGCCCAGUAUCACCCCGCUACACAAAAUACUUUCAUAUCAGGAGGAUGGGAUAACACAGUCCAAUAUUGGGAUGACAGGAACCCUCGCUCCUUCAGACAUUUCACUGGUCCCCAUAUCUGUGGUGACUCCCUGGCCAUUGAUGCCUCAACCAACCAAAUUCUUACUGGAUCUUGGAGAAGGACAAACAUCUUACAG
This is a messenger RNA of Octopus sinensis (East Asian common octopus), 915 nucleotides long. RefSeq names its product WD repeat-containing protein 38-like. The annotation marks the transcript as partial. The transcript has 7 exons. Gene Ontology annotation, molecular function: protein binding. The record is from RefSeq and is a predicted model, not a curated record. Lineage: Eukaryota; Metazoa; Mollusca; Cephalopoda; Octopoda; Octopodidae.